Heterotrigona itama is the source of this 648-nucleotide messenger RNA. The record is from the annotation of a GenBank genome assembly. Lineage: Eukaryota; Metazoa; Arthropoda; Insecta; Hymenoptera; Apidae.
AAGGGGUUGAUUGGUCGACAUCCAUCGCGACCAACGCUUGUGUGUCGUGGCACUGUCGUGUUCCACAGGUUCGAGACAUGGUGGUAUAUACCGUGUUACGUGCGAUCUCUCAGCCGUACGUGCACGACGAACAACGUAUCUCGCAACAAAUUGAAAUCGUGUUGGACGACGCGACGACGGCGGACCCAAGGAGGCAAGACUUCAUAUCGCCGCUCGAAUCCGCGGAAGGGACCCUCCCGUCCCCCCUCCCCCCUCCCUCCCCCUCCCACGCGUCGUACGAUGGCACAGAAUUGAAUCGUUACGUGUAUGUAUCACAACCUCUCGAGCGAGGCUUCGAAACGCUCAGUCACUCACUCUUCGAGAACGUUCCUCUCGUCCUUUCCCCCGCGACAGUCGACUACGUACGUAUGUAUAUUGCUUUCCAUGUUUCUGUUCACGCGACGAUACACACAUACGUAUUCACACACACACAUAUAUAUGUGUGUGUGUGUACGUGUGUGUGUGUGUGUGUGUGUGUGUUUUUCACGCGAACCACCGCUGGUUCUGUUUUACCAGAACAACUCGUGGCCGAGUCUCGAGGUUGACGCCGAUGCUGCGGCUGCUGCUGCUGUCGAAGAUGAUGAUGCUCCGGGCGGCCAUGGCGGCUGA